Messenger RNA from Frankliniella occidentalis (western flower thrips), 386 nucleotides. RefSeq lists its product as uncharacterized. Lineage: Eukaryota; Metazoa; Arthropoda; Insecta; Thysanoptera; Thripidae. The coding region runs from base 65 to 370 and encodes 101 amino acids. The record is from RefSeq and is a predicted model, not a curated record. The transcript has 2 exons.
UUGCCCUACUACUGCGAGAUUAAUUUUGUCGUCAGGUUAAACUGGCCUAUUUGAGAAGCACGACAUGGAUCGAUCCAAGCCACGUCCACGCCAGCCUCCAGGAUCAGCAAGAUCAGCAACCUCUGGACCAGUUGUCGCCCGGGCGGCCGACUCCGCCGCGGAGGUGCUGCGCUGGCUCAAUCCCACGCAGCCGCCGCCGGGGCGGCCGCACUUCCUACCGUGCUGCCCCUGCCGCAGCGCGCUGGACGACCUCGCCUGCACGCCUCGCUGGUGCUUCUCGUACCGCUACCUGGACUGGCUGCUCACCAUCUCCGUCGUGCUCAUAGCCACCUGGUCGGCGCUGCUUUUCAGCGUCGGGCCCGACUUGUGAGUCGCUGUUUAUUUUG